GGCAGUGAUCUCAUUUGCCGAGGGAGUUACAGCGGCAGAAUAUCGCAUCGUAACUGGCCUUGACUAUAAAGUUGCCUAAGCGAAGGGGCGUAGACUGUGUUUAUCACAACUUCGGAUACUCUUGGGAAAUGUUAAUGUUCUAGGGUUGUACCCAGUGGGCUGGGCUAUAAAUAGGGGCAGUCAGCAUCUCCUUCUCGAAGCGGCUCGGCGGUGGCACCUCCCUCGCCACCUACCAGGAGCAUCAUCUCCUCCCCACCUUUCCCUCUCAUAGGAUCACUGUUCCUGCUGAACUCCUGCUCCUCGCUACACCAUGACUGACCACAGCAAGGUGGUACCACGCCCGCUCUUCCACCGGGACAUGAACUCGGACCCUUUCCAUGGUUGGGCUCGGCCGAGCCGGAUCUUUGAGCAGGACUUAGGGCUGCCUCCCUUCUUGGAGCCCGGGGACCUUGGCUGGAUUAACUGGGCCCGACGCCGCCUUGCUAUGUCAUCCUGGCCAGGGUAUACGCGGACCCCGCUCUUUGCCUCAUCCGGCCUGCCUGGCCCCCAGCACCAACACGAGGUAUCUGGGGGGGUGUCGGAGCUCAGGACCGGGCCCGACUGCUGGAAGAUUGUGCUGAAUGUGAAACACUUCUCACCAGAAGAAAUCACAGUCAAAACCAAGGAGGGCUACCUGGAGAUAGCAGGGAAGCAUGAGGAGAGGCAGGAUGAACAUGGAUUCGUCUCCAGAUGCUUCACAAGGAAGUACAAGCUCCCUUCCGGGGCAGACCUUCUGAACAUCAGCUCAUCGCUUUCUGGGGACGGCGUGCUGACUGUGGAAGCCCCGCUGAUGCCCCUUGGUCCCACGCUCACGCCCGAGAUCGUCAUUCCCAUCCAGGUGGAAGAGGAAGGAAACAACGGGGGGAAGGAUCUGAGAGAGAUGAAGCAGGGGAAUUUAGAGGAAACAGCACCCCCUGCUGGUGGGGAGGAGCACUGGGCAAGAGAGGAAAAGCCCAAGUCUGGAGUUACGCCUCAUGCCAUUAACCUGUAAAUGGGAAACCUGGUUUGGUGCAGUGGACCAGCCUGGCUCACCAUCACAACGUGCUUGACGCAGACCUGCUUUCAAUGCUGUACAGUCCAACCCCUGAUAACACAUGACCUGCACUGAGCAGACGUCUGGGUCAGGGAGGAUUAAUGAUGCGACGCAGCAGCUAGUAACAAGUCACCGGCUUUGGCAGGACACCUGACUGAAAACGGGGUUGCAUAUCGAAUAUUCAGCAUAAACUAAAUAUAAAUUAAUUGAAUGAUGGCUUCUGAAGGAGCUGCCAGGACACUGAACAUGCAGUCAGUGUGGUUCCCACUGCUUGUCCUUAGUUAACUGUAAAUCCACUUAACCUGUGUUUUUUUCAAAACUCCAAAAAGGUUAUCAUUUAGUCUUCUGACUGUUUAUUUAUAUAGAUUUAUAUACCACAAUUAUACGUACUGGUAAAAAAGAACACAAAUUACUUAUAAACACUAAUAAUCUCAGGAAUAUGGAAGAUGCAUAUUUUACAGUCCAUUUCAUUCAGAUUCCAACAGAAAAGAAAGGGAAUUAUAAUAGGAUGGUUGGUGGGGGUUGGGGCCGAGGAUUGUGGGGCUGGCGAGGUCUUUGGCAUUGUCCCACCGUGUUUGAGCUGCACAUGUCCCUGUGUCAAGCCAUGGGUGUCUCCUGAGCCCUGGGUUCUGGCUCCCCACCCUUGAUGCCAGCGGCAUCUCUGCUGAAGAGGUAAUAAGGUGGGGUGUGUGGAGCCUCGAUAAUGAGGACACCCUCGGGGGAGAGGGAGGCGAAGACUGCCAGGGGGUCGACAGUGCCUGGGAUCCUGGGGACAGAAAUGAGAAACGGAGCUCAAUCCGGUGUCCCAGCAUGAAACCGGGCAGCGGCUAUCAGGAUCUGCCCCAGCUGAUUUCACUCAAAACCUGUCCACAGCUCCACUGACUCACUUAGCAAUUGCAUAUAUUUUGUCUACUGAUAAAUAUUCUUCAGAAUAAUAUAACUGAUAUAUAUAUACUUUCUGAGUAUUGUGUUAGGUAGCUACAGAGUUGAAUAUGUCGUACACUUUUUAAAUGUAAAAAUUAUAACCAUGCUAAUAAACUAUUCAGACAACACCAA
Brienomyrus brachyistius is the source of this 2128-nucleotide messenger RNA. RefSeq names its product heat shock protein beta-1-like. NCBI's taxonomy places the organism in Eukaryota, Metazoa, Chordata, Actinopteri, Osteoglossiformes, Mormyridae. Gene Ontology annotation, molecular function: protein folding chaperone. The record is from RefSeq and is a predicted model, not a curated record. Bases 311 to 1030 code for a protein of 239 amino acids. Gene Ontology annotation, biological process: response to heat; protein refolding. The transcript is spliced from 6 exons.